AUGUCAAGUCCGGGCUCGGCUGCCGGCCCUUCGGACACCUUUGAAGAGGCUGCUCCAGCGCCGCGAAGAUCUAGUCGUGGGAAGAAGGCAGCAGACGAACAAGACACAGUUAUGACGGAAUCGGACGAGGUUGGAGUGGAUCGCAUUUAUUCACCCCCACCUGAUUCCGAACACGAACAAGAUGACAGCGAAGAUAAUGAAGAGGACGGCCUCCAUCGAUAUACACAGGACAGUCUUUCAGACUCGUUUGGUGGUGGGUUCUCUAUGCCUCCGCGUGGUUCUGGCCUGCCGGCCGCCUUGAGCAUGCUUGGAGGCAUGCUCUCUAUGUCUGGCAUCGGCGGUCGUCUUCGAGAGAUUCUGAACAGCCUUCGUCAAAAGGACGACCCCUCCGUGCAGCUGAUAGCACUCCAAGACCUAUCGGAAAUUCUUCUCGUAUCGAACGAGGACAACCUAUCCGGCAGCUUCUCACCGGAUGCGUAUGUGAGGGAGCUUGUGAGUCUCAUGCAACCAAACGAGAUUACGGGAGAAGAGAAUCCAGAGGUAAUGCUGCUUGCAUGCCGAUGCCUAGCAAAUCUCAUGGAGGCUCUGCCAGCAAGUGUAGCCAACGUGGUUUACGGUGGUGCCGUGUCUAUUCUUUGUCAAAAGCUGCUGGAGAUCUCGUUCAUUGAUCUUGCCGAGCAGGCUCUCAGCACACUUGAAAAAAUAUCUUUUGAGUAUCCUGCCAGUAUCGUGCGCGAGGGCGGCCUGACGGCAUGUUUAUCAUACCUCGAGUUUUUCGCCACCAGCACGCAACGAACCGCUGUUACAACUGCUGCAAAUUGCUGCCGCAACAUACCAGAGGACUCGUUCCCAGUCGUUCGCGACGUUAUGCCCAUACUCUUGAACGUCUUGAAUAGCAGUGAUCAGCGGGUUGUGGAGCAGGCAGCGCUCUGUGUGUCUCGCAUCGUGGAAAGUUUCAAGCACCAACCGUCCAAACUCGAAGAGCUUGUCGGGGUGGAUAUGUUAAAGGCUAUCCUUCGGCUUCUCCUACCUGGCUCGACAAACUAUGUGAUGGCACCCAACCUACACACACAGUUUCUACGCGUGCUCGCAAUUGCGGCACAUGAUAGCCCGCAUCUAGCAGCGGAGCUCUUUAAGAUGAAUGUUGUUGAAACCCUGUACCAAAUUUUGACAGGCGUUUCUCCGCCGCCCGGCACUGAGGACAUCACAUCCAAACUGGACAGUGUUUUGAUUAUGCAGGCUUUGAUUCACCGACCCAGGGAGCAAAUAAUCGAGACGCUGAACGUUAUUUGCAAUCUGUUGCCAAGAGAAGCUACCAACCUCUAUACUGGACCAUCAAAUGAUGUCACGGAAUUGUCUGGCUCUGCAGAUUGCAGGGGUAGCGCGGCCGCUAUCGAUUACUCAAACUCUCGAAAACGAUCAAUUUUGAACGAGAAGCGGAUUGACCUACUCAAGGACUGCAAACUCGAGGUUCGGCGGUUUGCCUUGAUACUUUUCCCAACGUUGACAGACGCUUAUUCAAGCACCGUAAACCUGGACGUUCGGUCAAAGGUCCUGUCAGCCCAACUGAAGAUGCUGUCGAAUUUCGAUCAAGACAUUAUCCAAGAGGCUCUCAAAGCGGUCCCAUACGCGUCAUUCCUAGCAUCUAUCCUGUCUCAGCAGGAUCACUCUAUUCUGGUAAAGUCGGCACUGCAAGCAACUGAACUGCUUCUGGCGCGACUCGACAAUGUCUACAGAUAUCAGCUUUAUCGAGAGGGUGUCAUCAACGAGAUUGAGAAGAUUGCUAGUAUGGUCGAGCCAGAGCCACCUCUAGAGCCAGAGCCGGAUACACAGGCUGAUUCUGAAAACGAGUCUCUAGGAGAGGAGCCUCUUUGUGUAGAUGCCAUCUUGAGGUCUUCAGUAGAAGACCAUGUGGACUCUGCCAGCGAACUUGAAAGCGGCGAUCGCGAUACCAGCAGCAAGAGCAGAUGUCAUACGGGAAACAGAGAAGGAGACACCAACAUUGAUGGGGAGGUGGAAGAGAAUGAUGGCGACGGCGAUGAUGCAGGCAGUUCCCAGCUUUCUUCUGACGACGACGAGGCGGAAGAAGGUGAGGACGGCGAGAACAAUGACAAUGAUAUGGAGGAUCACCAUGAUGAGGCACCUGGCUCCCCCGCUAGCUCCGAUGGCUCAACAACUUCCACCGAUUCCCCACCGAGACAUUUGGUGGCCAAUGUACCAUCUCGGGCCCGUAUAGCUCAUUUCGCGAAAAGAAUUCUGGACACGCACGAGACCGAGAAGAGUGGCAGAGAAAUGCGACAGAAAGCAACUGAAAUUCUCUCCGGUCUGUUUGGUUUGGCUCAGGAGAUAUCGAGUUUCUAUCUUGAACGAAGCUCUGCCAGCAGGCCCUUGGAAGACGGUAUCGUUCUGUUUGAGAGGCUAGCAGGUUUUUUUGACUCGGACGUGUUCGAAAGUGUCACCAGCGCCGAGCUCCUUGAGUCUGGUCUUGUUCGUGUCCUUGAACUCAUAUUUAGCAACCCCCAAGAAGGACUUGCCAAUGCUGCAAGAUCUGCCUUUCUAGAAGUUUUUAUGGGUUACGCCGUAAAAUCGCGACCUAAGACAGCAACUUCAGACUCCCCAACUACACCUUUCAGUAUUUUGGUACACAAGUUGCAAGACCUACUCAGCCGAUCCGAGAAUUUUGAGGUCGUUACUGUUCAUCAUAACACCUUUGACGGGAACCACAGCAGCGCUGCUUCGAUGCUCGCCAAACAAAUCAGGCUUCGGUUAGUUGCAGACGACGGCUCUGAUAUACCUGGGCCAUUUCGAAGUAUCAUGGUAUCUAUCCAUGCUAUAGCGACAUUUCAGGCCUUAGAAGACUAUCUGAGGCCUAGAAUCAACCUUUCUGACCGCUCGCGAAAUAUCAAAAGUGAUGGCUUCUCGAGGGCACUGGCUGCCAUGGCUGGUUCUUCGAGUGGGGGGCUUAGCACUUCUGCUGCUGCACGUCUUUCUGAGCGUAGCGCUCGGUUACUUCCAGGGGGAUCAUUGAUGUUGCGACACAGUCCCUCUGCCCCAUCCGAAGCUCCGGCAAGCACCGCGUCCCGCCAGCUUUCGCAUUCCCGACAGGUGCCACCAGCCGAACUAGAAGACAUACAUCCAGGUCGCACGGCUAGCAAGCAGAGAGCAUCAGCAACCAUGCGAGCACCCACCAUGGCGACGGAGGAGACACAAAUUGUGCCAGGUCACGGGUCGGGCUCAAGAGACAAACCUGCUACGCACCAAUCUUCCCGCCACCUUCCAGCCUUCUCUACCGAAUUGGCAUUAUCAAGUUCACCCGGUGAGGCGGACCCACCAGCAGAUGCUCUCGAUUGGAGCGGACGGAUCUCGGAUCUUAACGCCUUCAAGGAGCUCGCCAAGCGUUUCUGGGAGGACCCGGCUAGACACGAUGAGCAUCUCGGGCGCUCAAUCUGGUCCACAAUUCAUUUGGUGCAUUAUCGCCGUGUUCCGGGAUCCAAGCAGGCCGAGGUCUUGACAUCAAGUCAAAUGGCCGAACCCAUCAAUUGCUCUGUUGAUCACGAAACGACAGAUGCCAGUGCGGCCCGGGGCCCACUGGACAAAAACCCGAUCGCGUCGUCGAUCUUGCGACUUCUCCGAAUUCUCCACGAUCUGAAUGCAAACAUCGACGAUGUACUGGUGACAAACAAAGAAGCUUUGAAACUCAACGUCGAACCGCUGUCGCAGUUUGUCAACACGAAGCUGACAGCUAAGCUGAAUCGUCAAUUGGAAGAGCCCCUCAUUGUUGCCAGUAGCUGUUUGCCGAAUUGGAGCGAGGAUUUGGCCGGGCUUUAUCCCUUUCUAUUUCCAUUUGAAACCCGCCACCUAUUUCUGCAAUCCACCUCGUUCGGAUACGCACGUUCGAUGGCACGAUGGCAAAACUCGCAAGUUCAAGAUGAGUCUCGCCGAGACCGUCGUGAUGACCGCCCUUAUCUUGGCCGCUUGCAGCGUCAGAAAGUGCGAAUAUCUCGCUCCAAAAUCCUCGAGUCGGCCGUGAAGGUUAUGGAGCUUUACGGUGCAUCGCAAAGCAUGUUGGAGGUUGAAUAUUUCGAGGAAGUUGGUACAGGGCUGGGGCCCACCUUGGAAUUCUAUUCGACUGUCUCGAGGGAAUUUUCGAAGAAGAAACUCAAACUGUGGCGUGACAACGAUUUCGGCGAUUCUGAAUUUGUCACUAGCCCGAACGGGCUGUUUCCGCGACCACUAAGCAACGAAGGUGGGACUGGCCCAAAUGACGAGCGCAUCCUGAGCCUAUUUCGAGCACUGGGAAAGUUUGUGGCUCGGUCUAUGCUCGACUCUCGCAUUAUCGACAUCAAUUUCAAUCCGAUCUUCUUCCGAAUUGGUGACGAAUCGACGGGCGUACGCCCAUCGUUAGGGGCUAUCAAAGUGGUCGACCCGACGCUGGCUCGUUCCCUCCAGCUCAUCAAAAAGUUUGCGAUUGCAAAGAGAGAGGUCGAAGAGGACCCGCAUCGUUCUGUCUCCCAGAAGGUGGUCGAUAUCCAGGCCAUUACCGUCGACGGCACCAACAUCGAUGAUCUAUCCUUGGACUUCACCCUCCCAGGCUACCCGGAGAUUGAGCUUGUCACCGGGGGCGCCCAUAUGAACGUCACGAUUGAGAACGUCGAUGUGUAUAUAGAACGUGUCGUGGCACUGACUUUGGGAAGCGGUGUACGCCGCCAAGUCGAUGCAUUUCGCAACGGGUUUUCCCAAGUGUUCCCUUACUCUACAUUGAGUGCCUUCACACCGGAUGAGCUGUCAUCCCUUUUUGGACGGAUCGAGGAAGAUUGGUCUCUCGAAACUCUUGUGGACUCUGUUAAAGCCGACCACGGCUUCAACAUGGAUAGCAGCAGCGUCAAAAAUCUUCUGCAGGUCAUGAGCGAGCUCACUCUGGCAGAGCGGCGUGACUUUCUCCAGUUCACUACGGGCAGUCCAAAACUGCCUAUUGGGGGUUUCCGCAGCUUGACACCGAUGUUUACGGUAGUAUGCAAACCGAGCGAACCUCCAUUUGUUUCAGAUGACUACCUUCCUAGCGUUAUGACGUGUGUCAAUUACCUCAAAUUGCCUGAUUAUACCACCGUCGAUGUUCUUAGGAAGCGGCUGUUCACCGCCAUCAAGGAAGGACAGGGCGCUUUUCAUCUGUCGUGA
Molecule: messenger RNA, 5175 nt
Organism: Grosmannia clavigera kw1407
Lineage: Eukaryota; Fungi; Ascomycota; Sordariomycetes; Ophiostomatales; Ophiostomataceae
Product: ubiquitin-protein ligase
Exons: 7
Coding region: 1-5175 (1724 amino acids)
Biological process (GO): protein polyubiquitination; proteasome-mediated ubiquitin-dependent protein catabolic process
Cellular component (GO): nuclear speck
Molecular function (GO): ubiquitin protein ligase activity
Source: RefSeq, a predicted model, not a curated record